UGGAGAGAAGGAAACCGAAAGCAGUGUUCAUGGCCUUCGGCACUAAAGGCGAUGUCUACCCUCUUGCUGCCAUUGCUGCAGCUUUUGCUUUUGACCAGAAACAAUACGAUGUGAUUCUAAUGACUCAUUCCGCACACGAGAGCUUAAGUCCUCACUUGGCUGAAAAACAUGUUGAGUAUUGCCCAAUUUCAUCACCCCCAGUUCUUUCUGCUGAUCAGAAUAAUGAUAUUGAAGGGAAAGCAGAGUCAUCCUUUUUAAUGCAGAAAAGGAAAAUUGCCAGAUAUCAUAGACGAGAAUGCUAUUCUUUAAUUGAAAGGAUAUUUGGAGAUGGCCCAAGCUUGGACAGUGAUCUUAUUUUGAUAAAUUUUUUUGCUUUGGAAGGAUGGAGCCUUGCAGAAAGUUUUUGUGUCCGUUGCAUUGUAGCUGCACCUUAUGUUGUUCCAUACAGCGCACCUGCAACAUUUGAAAGCCAAUUCCAAAGAGAACUUCCUCUUUUGUAUAAAUACCUCAUUGAAGCUCCUUCUGGUAAGGUCUGCUGGAAGGAUGUGAUUCAUUGGAUGUGGCCUCUUUUCACAGAAAAAUGGGGAUCAUGGAGAAAUGAUGACUUGCAUCUGAGUCCAUGUCCAUUUACUGAUCCAGUAACAGGCAUUCCUACUUGGCAUGAUAGGCCACAAUCUCCUCUUGUGAUGUAUGGUUUUAGUAAAGAAGUUGUUGAAUGGCCUGCAUAUUGGCCAUCAAAAGUGCGGGUCUGUGGUUUUUGGUUCCUCCCUACUGAAUGGCAGUUUACAUGUAAGAAAUGCAGAGAAAUUUCAGUAUAUAAUUUAUCAGAACAUCAAUAUGCUAAUGAUGAGUUAUGUCCCAGUCAUUUAGAGUUGCAAAACUUUAUAAAGACUACACCAAUUUUUAUUGGGUUGAGUUCUAUUGGAAGCAUGGGUUUUUUAAAAGACCCUCAUGCAUUUAUUUGUGUUCUUCAGACUGUCCUGAACACCACAAAUUACAGAUUUAUUCUCUUUACAUCUGGAUAUGAACCUUUAGAAUCAGUGGUUCGUAUGAUUGCUGCUGAAGAAGCAUCAUUUGACUGGAAAAAUUGGGGCGAAGAUUGUGUUCCGCUAUUCAAUGGGCGACUCUUGUGCUUUUCUGGUUCCAUACCGUAUGGUUGGCUUUUCCCAAAAUGUGCUGCUGUGAUUCACCAUGGAGGCAGUGGAACUACUGCUGCUGCAUUACAGGCAGGCACACCACAGGUAGUGUGCCCUUUUAUACUAGAUCAGUUUUAUUGGGCUGAGAGAAUGUAUUGGCUUGGUGUUUCGCCUGAACCGCUCAGUAGAAACCAUUUGCUUCCUGAUAAAAAUGAUGACGGUAGUGUCCAGGAAGCUGCACGUGUACUAUCACCGGCAAUACAUGAUGCAUUAUCAUCAAGAGUCAAAGCACAUGCUGCAGAAAUUGCUGAAAGAAUAUUACUUGAGGACGGUGUAUCUGAGGCAAUUAAGUACCUCAAGGAAGAGCUGGGUUUAAAUUGAGAUAUUGGGGACAAUUUAAAUGUUCCAAGAAUUCUCUCGUGCUUUUCUUCGCCAUUAAUUAAAAUUCAUGGUGUUAUGUUGCCAACUCAGCUCAGGAGCUGACAGCAUUGGAGACGUUGGGAUAUUUUGAUAGACAGAGAGUUUGGUCGGCCAAAUUUAAUUAUCUCUUUGAGACUUUCUCGAUAUUUUCACAAACUGUAACAAAAAGUCAAAUUCUGAUCAGAAUCAGUACAAGUAAACGUACUUUUGUCAAAUUCUAGGUCCACAUAAGGAGUUACUUACUUUUGUCAAUUGGUUCGUUACAUUCUCAGAACUUUUUUUUUUUUAAUAUACU
Molecule: messenger RNA, 1851 nt
Organism: Gastrolobium bilobum
Lineage: Eukaryota; Viridiplantae; Streptophyta; Magnoliopsida; Fabales; Fabaceae
Product: sterol 3-beta-glucosyltransferase UGT80B1
Exons: 15
Coding region: 30-1517 (495 amino acids)
Source: RefSeq, a predicted model, not a curated record